Molecule: messenger RNA, 1731 nt
Organism: Symbiodinium natans
Lineage: Eukaryota; Dinophyceae; Suessiales; Symbiodiniaceae
Source: the annotation of a GenBank genome assembly
AUGCCUCUCUUCUCGUGUCUCUGGGACCUAUUUAGUGGCGGGAGUUCGACAGCCAAACCUGGUCCCCCAGUCAGCUACCGCUUCGCGCAGUUGACGGAUGUCCACAUCGAGCCCUUCUACAACCCCGAGCGCGGGCACUUGAAGGGAGGCGUUUGCAGAGUUCCGGAGGCCUUUAACAAGUCCAGGUGCAUCCCCUUCGAGGUGGAGCCCGAGGCGGAUGCGUAUCCGCUGGGCAGGCUGAACUGCGACCCUCCGGUGGCCUUGCUCAGGUCGAUCCUUGAGCACAUGGAGCGCGUGGCUCGCACAGACAAGCCGGACUUCGUGCUGUUUACCGGGGACAUCCCCAGCCAUCAGCUGUCGUGCCAGUUCCAUCAAGCACGGACCAUCGAGCUGGUCAUCGAGAUGAUGGCGAAGGGAGUGAAGUCUGUGGCACCACAGCUCUAUCCUGUCAUGGGCAACAACGACUACUUCCCGAACUACAAUGUGUCUCUGGAGCCCAAUAGCCCGUGGCAGCAGUUCGUGGCCUCCCUCUACGGGCGCGAGGGGGUGCUAAGUGGCGAGCAGCUGACGUCCUUCGCCCGAGGCGGCUACUAUUCCGCCACGCCACGGGAUGGUCUGAAGCUCAUUGUCCUGAACACCGUGGUCUGGAGCCAGAAGGUCCUGGAUUGGAAUGGUGCCCCGAAGAAGCACGUGAAGCAUCAUCCCGACAUCUCAGAGGCAGGACUCUACAGGGGCGCGGAUGCCCCUAUGCCCGGCGCCGAUUCCAGCGCUUGGGUCUGGGACCAGGACGUGGCGAGCAAGAAGCUCUUCGUCGACUGCGACGCUCGUCCCGCCGACCCCUACGGGCAGCUCAAGUGGGCCCGCAAGGAGCUGCACCACGCUCGCAGCGCCGGCCAGCGCGUCAUUGUGGCCGGGCACGUGCCGCCGGGCAACAAGGUUGGGAGCAACAACUUCUGCCCGCGGCACUUGAAUGACUUCAGAAGCCUCGUGCAGGACUUUGCGGACAUCAUUGAGGUGCAGCUCUAUGGCGAUCAUUCCAACGACGAGUUCCGCAUGGUGUGGGACGAUGGCCCGCGCCCCCGCGCUGUGUCCUCGGUGUUGGUGAGUGCAGGCGUCACGCCUCGCAAGCACUGCAACCCUUCAUGGAGGAUGUUCGAGGUGUCCGAAGAUCAUCAGGUCUCCGACUUCUCGCAGUAUUUCCUCCGGCUGGCAGACACCGACAUCGAGCUGAACAUGGACCGCCGUUGGAAGAAGCUGCACCGCCUGGGCCGGGACGAGGAGGUCUCCUGGAAGUUCUGGCAGAAGCAGUACUCGUUCCGUGAGCAAUAUGGUGUCGGGUUGGACCCGGAGGAGCUCGAGGAGCUCUGGAAGACUCUGCAGACAGAUCCCAAUCUCCUCCGCACCUACGUUGGCCACAUGUUCUCCCAGACGGUAGGCUCUUACGACUACUUCGACUACAUCUGCGACAUGCGCUACCUUGAUGCCUCGGAGAACGACGCGUGCUCCGCGCUGGGGGCGCUGUUGGAGCCAAAGGAGCGCCAGGAGUUCGCCCAGCCGCUGGCGCUGCUGGAGCCGCCGUCGCAAGCCCAAGCAGCGCGUGCAGAGAUGGGCAACCUCCCCGCCGCCUUGGGAGCAAGCCUGGCGCUCAACGCGCUGCUGGCCGUUGCUUUCCUGUGGAUGGCCCGCAGAAGGCGCUGGUCAGAGCCCGCCUCUUAUGUGGCCCUGCCAUAA